This is a messenger RNA of Megalops cyprinoides (Indo-Pacific tarpon), 737 nucleotides long. RefSeq names its product myosin regulatory light polypeptide 9. Gene Ontology annotation, molecular function: calcium ion binding. The transcript is spliced from 4 exons. Lineage: Eukaryota; Metazoa; Chordata; Actinopteri; Elopiformes; Megalopidae. The record is from RefSeq and is a predicted model, not a curated record. Gene Ontology annotation, cellular component: stress fiber; myofibril; cytoplasm. Bases 102 to 623 code for a protein of 173 amino acids. Gene Ontology annotation, biological process: platelet aggregation; myofibril assembly.
UGACCUGACUGCCUUCCUUGGGAGCAGAAGAAGACAAAAGCGGAGAGGGUUCUAAAAUAAUUGCCACCUGAAAAACUAAGGGUUCAGGGGAAACCGCCGCCAUGUCCAGCAAACGUGCCAAGGGGAAGACCACGAAGAAGCGCCCCCAGAGGGCGACUUCCAACGUCUUCGCCAUGUUCGACCAGUCCCAGAUCCAGGAGUUCAAGGAGGCCUUCAACAUGAUUGACCAGAACCGCGACGGCUUCAUCGACAAGGAGGACCUGCACGACAUGCUGGCCUCGCUGGGUAAGAACCCGUCAGAUGAUUACCUGGAGGGCAUGAUGAGUGAGGCUCCGGGCCCCAUCAACUUCACCAUGUUCCUCACCAUGUUCGGGGAGCGUCUCAACGGCACAGACCCAGAGGACGUCAUCCGCAACGCCUUCGCCUGCUUUGACGAGGAAGGAUCCGGCGUGAUCCACGAGGACCACCUACGGGAGCUGCUGACCACCAUGGGCGACCGCUUCACCGAUGAGGAGGUGGACGAACUGUUCCGCGAGGCACCCAUUGACAAGAAGGGCAACUUCAACUACGCCGAGUUCACCCGCAUUCUCAAGCACGGCGCCAAGGACAAGGACGAUAUUUAAAGACUCCUAUCUGACCUGAUGUCCUCCCUAGAGCACAAAAAACCCUCUUGCCCAUUUGUACCUCUCCCUUCCUCUUGCCCGCGUCGGCAGCCGAAACCACCGACAAGCUGUGCC